CCGUCUCCACCUUCCUCUCGCCCGCUGCAAGUCUCGCCCGACAAACAUUCAAGAUGCCGACCAUGUGGCUUUCCGAUACCCAAAAGAUUGGGGUCGCCUUCUGUUCCGGGGGCGGCCUCUUUCUGAUGGGUGGUGUCAUGAUGUUUUUUGAUCGCGCAAUGCUGGCAAUGGGCAACAUACUCUUUAUAAUUGGCCUGACGCUUAUCAUCGGAACGACAAAAACGGUCGCCUUCUUUGCCCGCAAGCAAAAGUGGAAAGGCACCCUCGCCUUUGUCGCGGGCAUAUCGCUUAUCCUCAUGCGCUGGGCUUUUGUCGGUUUCGUAGUCGAGUUAUACGGCAUACUUGUUCUGUUCGGCGACUUUCUCGCAACCAUUGCGGGCUUCGUGAGCAACGUACCGAUAGUGGGACCGUACAUUGCAAAGGGCCUGCAGGCGAUAAGCGGAGCGACACGGAAUUCCGAUGUGCCUGUCUGAGGCACGUGGGCUAUGAGGCAUGAAACGAGAAUGUACAUGGCAAGGCGUUGGAUCGCCAGGAUGAGUUGGACUAGCACGAGUUCAUGAAGGAUGUUAGCAUGGAUAGGCGUUGGAUUGGCUCGGACUAUGCAGGAUGGUAUCUUUAAGUGUUCUUGCGGGAGGCUCAUAGUGGCUGGGUGGCUUGAGUGGUAAUAGUAAAUAGCGUUAGCAUGUUGGGAUGG
Molecule: messenger RNA, 694 nt
Organism: Exserohilum turcica Et28A
Lineage: Eukaryota; Fungi; Ascomycota; Dothideomycetes; Pleosporales; Pleosporaceae
Exons: 5
Coding region: 54-473 (139 amino acids)
Biological process (GO): retrograde transport, endosome to Golgi; endoplasmic reticulum to Golgi vesicle-mediated transport
Cellular component (GO): Golgi membrane; Golgi cis cisterna; endoplasmic reticulum
Source: RefSeq, a predicted model, not a curated record